This is a messenger RNA of Phanerochaete carnosa HHB-10118-sp, 1104 nucleotides long. RefSeq lists its product as uncharacterized. The transcript has a single exon. Lineage: Eukaryota; Fungi; Basidiomycota; Agaricomycetes; Polyporales; Phanerochaetaceae. Bases 889 to 1104 code for a protein of 71 amino acids. The record is from RefSeq and is a predicted model, not a curated record.
GAUCAACUGGCUGACCACUCGAGCAGUCCACGAUUGUGCACGAUAACACCCCACAGCCUGAGUGGGGCUGUACAUUUAUAUGUCCCUAUCAUCUCCGGCUGCCGGACGCCAAUCCUGACCACAUCCGAAACAAGCCAGCAUGAACUGCUGGGAGCACGAACCCGGCUUUGUCCACUUAUCAAUACGUCCCUGCAACAUCCUACGGCUCCGCCCGGCCUCUGACGUCUGCCCCUUUGCCCGGCAUCUCCCAGGUCUCACCUCGCAAAUUUUUUUGGCUUUCGGAUGGCGAGCUUCGCGGGAGAAGAGGUAUUCCCAUGCAAGACUUCUCGCACACCCUCGAAGGGCUCCAGAAAGAAUGUCGUGAGAUGUGCGAUUAUCUUCAUCUAUUCAUAUGUGGACUGCCUCUCCGCACGCUCUGAAUAAGAACCUUUCGAACCAAGCUCGGCAGCUUUAGGCAUAGCCGAUCUCACGCUACAAAUGCCCUGGUAGCGGUCGCUUUUAGCUUUGUGAUUACUGUUUGGUCUAUGGACACAUCUCCUUCACAAGCUGCUCCUGGACCUUGACGCGAGACCCAGCGUACUUCUAAUCUCACUUCACGUGUGGGACCAAUAACGAUAACUGUCUGCGAAAGGUCUCAUACACAGACGGUUCCGUCGAAGACUAGAUGUCACGGUACAGCUUCCCCAGAAAGGCAAACGGAGGCUUGAGAUCCUAACAACACCAAAUAUUGGCGCAUCAAGGCGUGCCGGAGCGUGGGAAGUGAUUGCAUCGAGAUCUCACCCCGAGAUUUUACCAAAAUUCCGCGCCCGCUUCGUACGGGACGACUGCCUAGUUCAUCUUCCUUCUUUCCGCUCUCUUGCUCGUUGUACAGCGCUCGCUUUGUAAACGAUGGGCAAGAAAGCAGCAAAAGCGACGCGCAAGUUUGCCGCCACCGGACAGCUCAAGAAGACAAUCCAGCAGCGCCGUAAGGUACAGGAUUUCAAGCGCAAGGCUGAGCGCCGCAAGGCGGGAAGGAAGGGUAAGGAGCGCGAGGACUUGGUACCCGCUGAGGACGAAGAGCAGGAGCAUGGAGUUGAAGAGACAAGCGGAAAGUGGGUUGUAUGA